This is a messenger RNA of Poecile atricapillus (Black-capped chickadee), 727 nucleotides long. RefSeq names its product natriuretic peptide A (gene NPPA). The transcript is spliced from 3 exons. Gene Ontology annotation, molecular function: hormone receptor binding; hormone activity. Gene Ontology annotation, cellular component: nucleus; extracellular region; cytoplasm. The record is from RefSeq and is a predicted model, not a curated record. The coding region runs from base 99 to 518 and encodes 139 amino acids. Gene Ontology annotation, biological process: negative regulation of systemic arterial blood pressure; cGMP biosynthetic process; receptor guanylyl cyclase signaling pathway. NCBI's taxonomy places the organism in Eukaryota, Metazoa, Chordata, Aves, Passeriformes, Paridae.
CUUCAGAAGGCAGACAACAGGACAAGGAAGAGAGAGACUUGAAGGGACAUCUCAGAAGAAACAGCUUGAACUUCCCCAUUCCCAACCAAGUCAGCGCCAUGGACACUAAAGGCUCAUUUUUCUAUGGCUUCCUCUUGCUGCUGCUCAUCCAGCUCCAGCCCAGCAGAGCCAACCCUAUCUACAGCCUCAGCCCUGCCAAAGAACUGGCCAGCAUGGAGGCUCUGCUGGAGAGACUGGAGGAUAAGUUUGCAAUGAUUGAAGCCCUGGAGUCCAACCCUGACCUGCAAGAACCCAAAACCCAGGAGGAGAUCCUGUCAGAACUCGAUGACAGUGACAACCAGAAGGCUGAACCCAGGAUUGCCCCCAACACCCCUCUGUCCUACAGGAACCCCUUCCUCAAGAGACUGAGGGGGCUGCAGAUGCCCAGGAUGAUGAGAGAUUCUGGCUGUUUUGGGAGGAGGAUCGAUCGGAUCGGCUCCCUGAGUGGGAUGGGCUGCAAUGGUUCCCGGAGAAAUUAGGAUCAACUUCCUUAUUCCCUGCUCUGAAGAAUGCUUUACAGUACCCCUUCCUCCCAAGAUGAAAGCCAGAUGCUUUCUAAGCUCCUCAACAGAAAGUUAUUCCUAUUUUUAUUUAUUUAUUUAUUUAUUUAUUUGAUGUUUUUUUAAAGAACAUUUCUUACUCUAGCACUGACAGACCAUCUUUAAAUAAAACUAACACAUUAGACAUC